This is a messenger RNA of Trypanosoma brucei brucei TREU927, 1191 nucleotides long. RefSeq lists its product as hypothetical. The record is from RefSeq and is a predicted model, not a curated record. Lineage: Eukaryota; Euglenozoa; Kinetoplastea; Trypanosomatida; Trypanosomatidae. The transcript has a single exon. Bases 1 to 1191 code for a protein of 396 amino acids.
AUGGAAGCUGUUGUGUAUGAGAUCGAGCAGGACCCAGAUACAAGGUUGCAUCGGCUAAGAAAUGCUAUGCUAGCCUUCGUUUCUGUACCCAUGGCUUCUCCUCCUGCAGUGGCUCUUCUCGUUUCUCUCUCCCUGGACGAACCCCCGGGUUCUUCACGCAAGCAGCAGGAUCGGGCCACAACAAAAGCAACGGCGGUCGAGACCCAACUUCGGAGCGCGUGCGACGAUCGAGCCGUGCUUCUGAAGUGGUUGCGAGCCGAGAUGAACAUCGUGUUAGAUAUUCCUGUAGCCGCUUCUUUUGAACCUAGUGGGGCGGAGCAACUCUCCGUACUCUCCACAUGGCAACAAGACCAGCACCGGUCCCCCCUGCGUAAAGCGGAUAUCGUAUUACUUUCGUUGCGUAAUGUGGCACCGCUGUGGGAUAAUCACGAGACUAGUUCAUCCCUGCUCGGUCGUCAGCGUGACGUCUGUGCCCCACACCUUGGGUUGUUUCUUCUUGCUCAUCAGAGCCUAUUGCUUGAUGUGACCUGCUGUGUCGGAGGUGGAAAGCUGGAGUUGUUAUCCCCUGCGGCCUUCAGUCCACUUCGUGCACGGCACAUCGCGAAAGGCCGCACAGCAGCCGUAGCAUUUUACGGCUGUUGGCUGUCGCUAGCAGCAACACCAAGCGGUUUUCACAUCUUACAGAAGAGACUUCAGUCACUAAACGAGCACGUUCUUUCUGCUAUGCAGUUGCCCUUGUGCUGUUCUUACGGCGGAAAAGUUGGCAACCUUCAGCAUAAUUUAUCAACGGUACCCAGCCCAGCAGGGGCGGCGCGACCCCGUGAGGUCCACACGGUUUCCGCACCACUGCUGCCCACGCGUCCAUUAAGGGACAUAUUCAGUCUUCUGGGUUUCCUAUUGGCUUGCCCGCACGUUGACUAUUACAGCGAGGCCACUAAGUUUUGUACUCGGGUGGCGACAAGGAGAAAAACUGCAUUGGUAACAGAGAACAAGUGUUUCAGCGGCUGCGCGACACACAGUGAGGAGGUGGUUAAGAGAUAUGACAGAAAACGGAUGAGAGGCGUGAUUCGCGCAUCAUUGUCCAUGCGUUCAAAGCGGCAACAGCACUCAAGUGCUCCAGAUAAAAAACAAACUUUCACACAGCUAAUAACAUCGGAAGAACCUCUGUGGUAUGAAGACUGCGGGUCUUAA